Hibiscus syriacus is the source of this 1057-nucleotide messenger RNA. RefSeq names its product probable calcium-binding protein CML25. The transcript has a single exon. Lineage: Eukaryota; Viridiplantae; Streptophyta; Magnoliopsida; Malvales; Malvaceae. Gene Ontology annotation, molecular function: calcium ion binding. The coding region runs from base 291 to 902 and encodes 203 amino acids. The record is from RefSeq and is a predicted model, not a curated record.
AAGGAGAGGAAAAGAAAAGUAAAAUUAACGAAAAAACAGGAAAUUAUAGUAUUCAACUGCCCAACAACACGGUUCCAAGUUGUUAUUUCUCCACAAAUUUUGCAAUGUAAAUCGCCGCUUAAACUGCCUCUAUUACUCAUUCCCUCUAUAUAUGCCAAAUAAUCAGUCAUUAUUUGUUGAAAGAACAAAAAUCCCAAUUUUCCUUUCAUCUACUAAUUCCAUUCACGAUUCAGUUCCCCUAUUUUUAUUGCAAUUAUUUCAUCGAUCUUCAGUGUUUUGAUUACAAUCUAAUGGGAUUUGGAUCGAUUUUCAAUCGGAAAAAGAAGCGGCGUCCCACGAAUUCAACCGCUUCACCACCCGAUGCUCCGUCGAGGGAAUCGUUGUUAGUUCAAACCCCGAUCCGACCUCCUUUAGGAAACUUCACCGAGGCCCAACUCCAAGAAAUCGAGGAAGUGUUCAAGAAGUUCGACGCCAACGGAGACGGCAAGAUCUCGGCGUCGGAGCUCGGUUCCAUCUUGAAAUCACUCGGGCAGCGUCCCUCCGACGAGGAACUCGAGAACAUGAUCAAGGAAUUGGACGUCGACGGCGAUGGGUUCAUCGAUUUCCACGAGUUCAUCGAGCUGAACACCAAAGGGAUCGACUACGAAGAGGUUCUGGAGAACCUGAAGGACGCAUUCUCGGUCUACGAUAUCGACGGGGACGGUUCGAUUUCGGCUGAGGAACUUCACGAGGUGCUUCAAAGCCUCGGCGACGAAUGCUCGAUCGCCGAGUGCAGGAAGAUGAUAAGCGGGGUGGACCAUGAUGGGAAUGGGAUGAUUGAUUUCGAGGAGUUUAAGGUAAUGAUGAUGGCCGGGGCCACUUUUGGUUCCAUUCAAACUAAUGAGAGAAAUGCUGUUGUCUAAAUCUAUCCAUCAUUGUUUUUCCUCUUCCACUGGUACUGCUUAAUUGGUCUGCAGCAGCAGAUUUCUUUCUUUCUUUUAAAUUUACUUAAAUGGAUAAUCUUAUGGAAAUUGUGUAUAUUUUGAACUCUUUCUAUGUAAUUUAAUGCUAUCGCGUU